Molecule: messenger RNA, 850 nt
Organism: Suillus discolor
Lineage: Eukaryota; Fungi; Basidiomycota; Agaricomycetes; Boletales; Suillaceae
Exons: 4
Coding region: 26-736 (236 amino acids)
Molecular function (GO): protein binding
Source: RefSeq, a predicted model, not a curated record
GGAAUACGGAAGGUAUGCUGCGGCCAUGGCACUGGAUAAAAGUGGGGUCCGGGGAGAAGUUCCGACACAUCAUCGUUAUCAAUCAGUUUUAACUAUCAAAAAUAUGGGCAUGACCCGAAUAACACGCCAUCCCAAGUAUUACUUGCAUGACGGUAGCGUGUCGAUUCAUGUCGCAGGCACCGUCUUUCGCGUACACAAGUACUUUUUCGAAAGAGAAUCCGAAUAUUUCCGGGAGGGAUUCAGAGCAGCUGGGCCACAGGAAGAUGGUCAGUCCGAUCAGGCAGCGUUUCGACUCGAUGAUGUCAAGAUCAGUGAGUUCGAGCGACUGUUGUGGGUAUUCUACAACCCGCAAUAUAUGUACGAUGAGCAACCCAUAGACCACUGGAUCACCAUCCUUGACCUGGCUACACGAUGGGAAUUUCCAAGUGUGCGAGACCUGGCAGUCCGGCAGCUGCAAAAGCUCGACAUGAAACCUGUCGAGCGAAUUAUCACCUAUGAUAAGUACAACCUCGACAAAUCGCUCCUCUUGCCCGCCUACAUUCUUCUGUGUAAACAACCGAGUCGCUCUAUUGACGAUGGCAAGCGCCUCGGCAUGCCCACCGUCCUCAAGAUAAACGAGGCUCGUGAGUAUGCACAGAGGUCUGCAGCCGAGCAAGGCUGCCCUAGUCCUACAAGCGCUGAUGCUGAAGAUCGAGAGCUUGUCGAGAUUUUGAAGGACGUAUUCGAUCUGAGCUAAUCACAGGCUGUGCAGAUGUAGGAUUAGGGGGUUCACCGCCGAUGAUAAGCAGUACUCUUGCACAACGUGUAGGUUAAUAGCGCUCAGUGAUCUACGUUACGCCAAGGUCCGGCA